Molecule: messenger RNA, 972 nt
Organism: Arvicola amphibius (Eurasian water vole)
Lineage: Eukaryota; Metazoa; Chordata; Mammalia; Rodentia; Cricetidae
Gene: Slc51a
Product: solute carrier family 51 subunit alpha
Exons: 7
Coding region: 1-972 (323 amino acids)
Biological process (GO): bile acid and bile salt transport
Cellular component (GO): endoplasmic reticulum membrane; plasma membrane
Molecular function (GO): transporter activity
Source: RefSeq, a predicted model, not a curated record
AUGCUUGGGCUCUAUUCAGUAGGCAUUACUGGAGCAGCAUCUGACCUUCAACUCAUUGGCAUCUACUCUCUUUCUCCUCUAGAACUGGGCCCAUUGGAAAUUGCCCUCACCAUCAUCUUGACCUUUCUUACCGUGGGCUCAAUUGCCAUCUUCCUGGAGGAUGCUCUUUAUCUGUACAAGAACACCCUUUGCCCCAUCAAGAGGAGGACUCUGAUCUGGAGUAGCUCUGCGCCAACGGUGGUGUCUGUGCUCUGCUGCUUUGGUCUCUGGAUCCCUCGCGCCCUCACACUCGUGGAAAUGGUCAUAACCUCGUUCUAUGCCAUAGUCUUUUACCUGCUGAUGCUGGUCAUGGUGGAAGGCUUCGGUGGGAAGGAAGCAGUUCUGAGGACACUGAAGGACAUCCCGAUGAGGGUGCACACGGGUCCCUGCUGCUGCUGCUGCCCCUGCUGCCCGCCCCUCAUACUUACCAGGAAGAAGCUUCAGCUGCUGAUGUUGGGCCCUUUCCAGUAUGCCUUCUUCAAGAUACUGCUGAACAUAGUGGGCCUGUUUCUCAUCCCUGAUGGCAUCUUUGAUCCGUCAGAUAUCUCUGAGAAGAGCACGGCUCUGUGGAUCAACACUUUCCUCGGCGCGUCCACGCUGUUCGCUCUCUGGUCACUGGCCAUCAUUUUCCGGCAAGCCAAGUUGCACCUGAGUGAACAGAAUAUGGGAUCCAAGUUUGCUGUCUUCCAGGUUCUUGUCAUCCUGACGGCCCUGCAGCCCUCCAUUUUCUCCAUCUUGGCUAGCACCGGGCAGAUUGCUUGCUCACCUCCCUUUCCUUCUAAAACCAGGUCUCAAGUGAUGAACUGCCACAUGCUCAUCGUGGAGACCUUCCUGAUGACGGUGCUGGCACGGAUGUACUACCGACGGAAAGAUGGCAAGGUUGGGUAUGAGACUUCUUCGGCACCAGACCCGGACUUGAAACUCAAAGCCUGA